Molecule: messenger RNA, 3228 nt
Organism: Heteronotia binoei (common prickly gecko)
Lineage: Eukaryota; Metazoa; Chordata; Lepidosauria; Squamata; Gekkonidae
Product: zinc finger protein 420-like
Exons: 7
Coding region: 1-3228 (1075 amino acids)
Biological process (GO): regulation of transcription by RNA polymerase II
Molecular function (GO): RNA polymerase II cis-regulatory region sequence-specific DNA binding; DNA-binding transcription factor activity, RNA polymerase II-specific
Source: RefSeq, a predicted model, not a curated record
AUGAGGAAAGGCCCCCAUCCCACCCCAGCUGGGAGUGAUGUUGAAUUCUGGGAAAACCCAGUGCCAGGUACCCAUGAUCUGCUCACUGCAUUCUCAGAUGUACAUUGCCAACGAUUCCGGCAGCUCCGCUACCAUGAGGCCAAUGGACCCCGAGAUGCAUGCAGCCAGCUCCAUCACCUUUGCAGCCAGUGGCUGAAGCCGGAGAGGAGCACCAAGAAACAGAUCCUGGACCUGGUGAUCCUGGAACAGUUCCUGACUAUUUUGCCCCAGGAAAUGCAGUGCUGGAUCAGAAUGUGGGCACCAUCCUUGAAGAAAGAAGCGACAUUCCCUGAGACGGAAGGAGCUUCCUUGGUGCAAGGGCAGAGGGUACAGUCUCAGGAGUGUAAUGGAGAUGACCUCUCCUGGGGAUUUAGUAAAUAUGUUAAGAACUUGUUGAGUGUACACAGGGUGAGGCUUCACCCCCCUGGGCAGGGGGUGCAUGAAACAGGGAACAAGCAAGCAAACCCCCUUCCUUCUUUCUUUGUCUCAAUAAAAGGCAGUGAAGAGAUGCUGUUGAGCCAUCCUCUUUUCAGAGAUGUGGAAACGGCUGCUGCAACUACAAUCCAGUGUCCCUUUUCCUUUGAGGAGGUGUCCAUCAAUUUCACUGAGGCAGAGUGGGCCCUGCUGGAUCCAGGCCAAAGAGCUCUGUACAGGGAAGUCAUGCUGGAGAACUAUGGGAAUCUGGCCUUUCUGGCAAAAGAAGCCAGAAGUAUAAUAGAGACUUUGAUGGACACAAACAAUAGCCUUGCACUCAAAGAAAGGCUGGAGAGUUCCUCAAGAGGCUCACAAAAGCAUAUUUCCUUCCCAGAUGAGCUCACUGAAGAGGAUGAUCAGAGGAAUGAGGAGAGUGAGGAACUUCAUCAGCAAAUGCCAGAUAGAGUUGAAAAUGAAGACUUGAAAGAAAAUGUCAUCGGUCGAGGCAGACUUAACAGAAAGAAAGGAAGCCGUAUGGUUGAGAAGAGAGAUAAAACACAGCAUAAUGUACAUUUCCAACAACACAAGAUAAUGAAGCCAAGGAAAUCCAUUCAGUGUGGAAAGUACUUCAGAAAGAAAUCACUGCUCCUUGUGCAACGAAGAAUACACAGAGAUAAAAAACCUUUUGAAUGUUCAGAGUGCAGAAAGAGAUUUAGUCAGAGUGGCCAUCUUCAACAGCAUCAGAGAACCCACACCGGGGAGAAACCAUUUGAAUGCUCAGUGUGUGGAAAGAAAUUCAGCUGGAGUGCUGCUCUUCAGAUGCACCAAAGAACCCACACAGGGGAGAAACCUUUUGAAUGCUCACUGUGUGGAAAGAGAUUCAGUCAGAGUGGCAUACUUCAACGGCAUCAAAGAACCCACACAGGGGAGAAACCUUUUGAGUGCUCACUGUGUGGAAAGAGAUUCAGUCAGAGUGGCAUACUUAAACGGCAUCAAAGAACCCACACAGGGGAGAAACCUUUUGAAUGCUCAAAGUGCGGAAAUAGAUUCAGAUUGAGUAGCCAUCUUCAAAAGCAUCUGAAAAUCCAUACUGGGGAGAAACCUUUGGAAUGCACAGAGUGUGGAAAGAUAUUCAGUCAGAGUGGCACUCUUCAACUGCACCUAAGAAUUCAUACAGGAGAGAAACCUUUUCAAUGCUUACAGUGUGGAAAGAGUUUCAGUGUGAGGGGGAAUCUGCAAAAGCAUCAGAGAACUCAUACAGGAGAGAAACCUUUUGAAUGUUCAGUGUGUGGAAAAAGAUUUAGUGUGAGGGGGAAUCUGCAAAAGCAUCUGAGAACCCACACAGGGGAGAAACCUUUUGAAUGUUCAGUGUGUAGAAAGAGAUUUAGUCAGAGUGGCACUCUUCAAUUGCAUCAAAGAACUCAUACAGGAGAGAAACCUUUUCAAUGCUUGGAGUGUGGAAAGAGGUUCAGUGCCAAUGGGAAUCUUCAACUGCACCAGAGAACCCACACAGGAGAGAAACCUUUUGAAUGCCCAAUGUGUGGGAAAAGAUUCAGUGUGAGUGGGAAUCUUAGGAAGCAUCAGAGAAUGCACACAAUGGAGAAACCUUUUGAAUGCUCACAGUGUGGAAAAAAAUUCAGUGAGAGGGUGGGUCUUCAGCAGCACCAAAGAAUCCAUACAGGGGAGAAACCUUUGGAAUGCUCAGUGUGUGGAAUGAGAUUUAGACAGAGUGGCACUCUUCAGCGACAUCAGAGAACCCACACAGGUGAGAAACCUUUUGAAUGCUCAGAAUGUGGAAAUAGAUUCAGUUGGAGUCGCACUCUUCAACAGCACCAGAAAACCCACACAGGGGAAAAACCUUUUAAAUGCUUAGAGUGUGGAAAGAGAUUCAGUCAAAGCGGCACUCUUCAACGGCAUCAGAGAACCCACACAGGGGAGAAACCUUUUGAAUGCUUAAGGUGUGGAAAGAGAUUCAGUGAGAAUUGCACUCUUCAGUUUCAUCAAAGAACGCACACAGGGGAGAAACCUUUUGAAUGCUUAGAGUGUGGAAAGAAAUUCAGUAGUACGAGCAAUCUUCAACUGCACCAAAGAACCCACACAGGGGAAAAACCUUUUGCAUGCUUAGAGUGUGGGAAGAGAUUCAGACAGAGUUGCAAUCUUCAACUGCACCAAAGAAUCCACACAGGGGAGAAACCUUUUGAAUGCUCAGAGUGUGGGAAAAAAUUCAGUCAGCGUUGUAGUCUUCAGCAGCAUCUAAGAACCCAUACAGGUGAGAAACCUUUUGAAUGCUCAGAGUGUGGGAAGAGAUUCAGUGUGAGGGGGAAUCUUCAAAAGCAUCAGAGAAUCCACACAGGGGAGAAACCUUUUGAAUGCUCAGUGUGUGGAAGGAGAUUCAAUGAGUGUCGAGAUCUUCAACGGCAUCUAAGAAUCCACACAGGGGAGAAGCCUUUUGAAUGUUCAGUAUGUAGAAAGAGAUUUACUCUGAAUUCCACUCUUCAGCGGCAUCAAAGAACCCACAGUAAGGAGAAAUCUUUGGAAUGCUCACAGUGUGGAAAAAAUCAAAGAAUCCUUAAAGAGAAGAACAAUUUUGAAUGCUCAGAAUAUGGGGAGAGAUUCAAUAUGUCUUCCAGUCUUCAAAAAUAUCUAAGAACCAAAACACUGGUGAAACCUUUUUACUGCUUGGAGUUUGGAAAGAGCUUCUGUCCCAGCUGCAUUCUUUCAGCAGCAUAUAAGAACUGCAGAGGAAAGAAACCUUUUAAAUGCUCAGAAUGUUGA